CCCACCCCAUCACGGCUCUAUCACUUCCGUUCUCACUGCAUACCCGUCUCUUUCUCUAUAUAUAUUUAUACCGUUAGAUCUCCUGCAUGAAGAAAACUCCAAGCCGCAAACCUCCUUUGAAGCCUUCCCUUCCAUGCUCGCUGCUCCCCUCUUCAAGCACCACUCCAAGUCAUAAUGCUUCAGUGAAGCACCUCCUCCACGUAGCUGCCCAUCCCCACUGCCCAGUCCCACGCGAAAUCUGACAAACACCUUGCCCCUUUCAUCAACCGCAACCACCCACACGCACGGCAACACCACCACAAGUCGCUGACGUGGAAGCCCCUGUUUUAGCCUCCUGAAACAGAGCAACGACAGCCUUAUCCUCAACCCCUUUUCGGUGCCACCAGUCACGGCAAGGAGAUACAGCGGCGUCGAUCAGUAGAGCCUCAGAAAACGCAGGUCGUUUCACCCGAGGUCCGCCGUGACCACCUGCUGCAGCCCAGCUCGCCGCGUAUCCACCGUCCACUUCCCAGCUCUUCGCGCAACUCCUUCCCGCACGGGGCGUAAGAUUCCAAAACCUAGAAGUACUUUCUUCGUUGAUUUGACUUCAAGAACCAAGAACAUGAGUGUCGAACCUUUUAACAGGCUGGUGAAGCUCGCAGCAAGAGCAUUCUACGAUGACAUAACGAUGAAAAGGGAUAAUAAACCCAAAGAGUGUCGGAGUGACAACAGAGGCAUCGCCGUCGUGGUGCUCGACGCGCUCACUAGACGUCAAUGGGCAAGAGAAGAAGAUUUGGCCAAGGACUUGAAAUUACAUUUGAAACUUCUUCGUCGAACCUUGCGAUUCUUCGAGGAAGAAAAACUGGUUACCCGAGAUCAUACGAGAGAGACAGCUCAGGGAGAGAAGAUAUUUAAUGCUGCUGUAGCUGCCACAGUUGCUGGUCAACAGACAGCAAAAGUGGGGGAUAAAAAGAUUAAGAUGCGCACUCGCUCAUACUGUUGCCUUGAUUAUGCUCAGAUAUACGAUGUGGUUAGGUACAGAUUGCAGUGUAUGAAGAAAAAAAUGAAAGAUGAAUUGGAGAACAAGAACACAGUUCAGGAGUACAUAUGCCCUAAAUGUGGGAAAAGGUAUACCGCAUUGGAUGCGAGGUUAAUCUCUUUGGAUGAUGAAUAUUUUCACUGUGAAAGUUGUAACGGGCAACUUGUGGCCGAGAGUGACGAAUUAGCUUCUCAAGAAGGAGGAGAAGGAUAUGACAAUGCAAGGAGGCACAUGCUUCAAAAGAUGGAGGUACAACUCAAGCCUUUAGUGGAGCAACUUUGUAGAGUAAAAAACUUGCCUGUUCCUGAAUUUGGUGGUCUUCAAGCAUGGGAGGCUCGAGCAAGAGCUGCUGGUCGUGCAGCAAAUGGUGAUUUUAGUGCCAUUGAUCCUUCUAGAUCUUCUCAGGGGCUGGGGUAUGGGCCUUUUUUAGGAGACACUAAGAUUGAAGUUGACUUUUCUGGGGCUGAAGGCAAGCGAGAUAAUACUAAAACUGAAAAUAAGAGUGCAUCUCCGAAAGUUUUGCCGCCAUGGAUGAUCAAGGAAGGAAUGAACCUGUCAGAAGAGCAACAGGGAGAGGUCAAGCAGGAGUCAAACAUGGACGGCGGCUCAGCAUCUUUAGAAUUUUCAGAUGACAAGAAGUCAACUAUCGUGAAUGAUGAUAAGAAGAAUGUACAGGAUGAGUAUAUCAAGGCUUACUAUGCCGCCUUACUCAAGAAGCAGCAAGAGCUAGAAGAAGCUGCCAAGCAACAAGAUGAAUUGUCAAAUGCACAAUCCUUCAAUGGUAUCUCUGGCAUGACUUCUAAUCGCCAAGUUGGAAUGAAAUCGAAACGGGAGGAGGAUGAGGGCGACGAUGUGGAAUGGGAAGAGGCUCCAGUUGCAGGCAAUGCAAAUGAGAAUUACAAAGUUCAUCAAGCUAAUGUUUUGGGAGACGACAUAGAUUGGGAGGAAGGUUGAAGAGAGUAGUGGAAGGUUGAAGAUAGUAGUUUUCUAGCCUAACUGGCAGAUUGUCAUGACUUCAUUUUAUCUGUCAGAUAUUUUUAGCCCGCAGAAUCGUGGUUUGGUGGCCAUUGACCGUAUGUUUCCCAUAAUUUUUUACAAAUGCAAAUGAGAAUUACAAAGUUCAUGACUUGAACAUUCAAGCUGAUGUUUCGGGAGAUGAAGAUGACAACGAUAUAGAUUAGGAUGAAGGUUGAAGAGAGUAGUUUUCUAGCCUAACAGGUAUGUCAGAGUUGGCAAAAAUGGAGUUGAGCAACAUUAAGCAUGGUAAAUGGUGAAAAGACAAUAGAGCAAGAGAUAGUAAAUGACAAAGCAUGAAAAGGAAAUAAGUCUGUAAAAUGUUGUGUAUUUCAUGCUGUACAGUGACUACGAAUAUAUAGAAGGAAUCAGUUAAACCUAUACAAUGCAAAAUACUGAAAUAUCCCUAAACAUUUAUACAAAUGACUACUUGUCCA
Molecule: messenger RNA, 2469 nt
Organism: Carya illinoinensis
Lineage: Eukaryota; Viridiplantae; Streptophyta; Magnoliopsida; Fagales; Juglandaceae
Product: general transcription factor IIE subunit 1-like
Exons: 12
Coding region: 602-1972 (456 amino acids)
Biological process (GO): transcription initiation at RNA polymerase II promoter; transcription open complex formation at RNA polymerase II promoter
Cellular component (GO): transcription factor TFIIE complex
Source: RefSeq, a predicted model, not a curated record